Messenger RNA from Onychostruthus taczanowskii (white-rumped snowfinch), 1285 nucleotides. RefSeq names its product cellular communication network factor 5 (gene CCN5). The record is from RefSeq and is a predicted model, not a curated record. NCBI's taxonomy places the organism in Eukaryota, Metazoa, Chordata, Aves, Passeriformes, Passeridae. Gene Ontology annotation, cellular component: extracellular matrix; extracellular region. Bases 104 to 913 code for a protein of 269 amino acids. Gene Ontology annotation, biological process: cell adhesion; signal transduction. Gene Ontology annotation, molecular function: integrin binding; heparin binding. The transcript has 4 exons.
GAGUAUAAACACCAGCAGGACCCACUCUGGGCUUUAAAACCUGCGAACACUGCCUCCAAACUGCUGGGGGGUGAUGUGCUGAAGUGGCACAGGGCAGAGCAGCAUGAGGCUCCAGCUGGAGAAGCAGCUCCUCUUCCUCUCCCUCCUCUGCAUUCUCUCCAAGGUUUGUGCCCAGCUGUGCCGGAGACCAUGCUACUGCCCCUGGGUGCCACCCCGCUGCCCCCGCGGGUCCCCCCUGGUCCUGGACGGGUGUGGCUGCUGCAAGAUCUGUGCCCGGCACCUGGGAGAGCCCUGCGACUUCCUGCACGUCUGUGACCAGAGCCAGGGCCUCGUCUGUGACUACAGCUCAGCAUCUGCAGGGACAGGAGGCACCUGCAACUUUGAAGACGAUGAGGAGGGCUGCGAGGUGAACGGCCGGGUCUACCGAGACGGGGAGGUUUUCCAGCCCAGCUGCAAAAUCCAGUGCCAUUGCUUGGACGGGGGUUUCAACUGCAUCCCGCUGUGCCAGGAGGAUGUGCGGCUGCCCACCCCGGACUGCCCCUUCCCCCGGCGCGUGGAGAUGCCAGGGAAGUGCUGCCCGGAGUGGAUCUGUGAAGCCCAGGACCAGCACCUCCCCCGGGAUGCCAGGGCAGAGGGGAAGAGGAAGUCGUUUGUAGCUAUGCCCACCCCGGAUUCACCCUGGAGCCAACGCCUCAUCCCGGCAAAGAGUCUGGCACAAACACAUGGCACUGUGGUUACGGUGAAGAUGGAGGGUGUUUCCACUGGGAAAACAGAGAGGAAAUUAUGGACUUCAGCUGCAAAGGAGGCUGGAAGCAGAGAACAAGAUCCCUGUGUAACACAUCACCUGCCUCUUCUGUAUACCCCACUGCCCCAGGCAGGGUUACUGGGCAGCAUUCCGAGUUCCUUAGGCUGAAUGAAAUGGGAAAUGGGGAAAUCCUUAUGCUCCAAGCAUAAACCCACCCAAGAAACCAGGAAUUGGUCGUUUUCUGGAUCACUGGGCUUCUGAAGAGAUGAUGCUGCUUCUCUACCACAUCAUGCAGCUCUGCUUUGCAGGGACUUCAAGAGAGACCACUUCCUGGCGCCUGGAAGCCAAAAUCCCAGGAGGAAACCCUCAUGCCCUGGUCCCCCAGGGAGGGAGCAGGUCAUCAAGUUGCACCCCGCAAGUCACUGCCACACCAGGCUGAGCUGCUCAACCAUGCAGGAGCUCAGCCAGCCCAUGGUACCCACCCUGCCUUCCCGGGCACGGGCAGGGUCCUCCUGAUGGCAGCUCUAACUCACCUUCCCC